Messenger RNA from Linum trigynum, 3264 nucleotides. NCBI's taxonomy places the organism in Eukaryota, Viridiplantae, Streptophyta, Magnoliopsida, Malpighiales, Linaceae. The record is from the annotation of a GenBank genome assembly.
UUUUAUAGAGACCUGCUUAUUUUAGUCCUAUUUUGUCGUGAGGAAUAGUAACCUCACACCUCACUUGUGGCUUGCUUGAGGCUUUAAUAUAUGAAUUAAUUAAUAAUUAAUAGUUACAGAAUGAAUCAAGGUUUAUAAUUGAUUUUAUUCCAAUAAGCUUAUGGGUAGUUUCAAUAAGCUUUUAGCAAAGUGCUGAUGGAGAGGUUGAGCCCUAUCCUUCCUACGCUUGUGUCUGACUACCAGCAUGCCUCGCUCCGAGGAAGGCAAAUUUCAGAGGCAGGUUUGAUUGCUAAUGAGCUCAUCGAUAGGAGGAGGAAAAGCAAAAAGUCGGGUCUUAUGUUCAAGUUGGAUCUGGAAAAAGCCUUCGACAAUGUGAGUUGGGAUUGCUUGUUCAAGAUUUUGUCAAGCUUCGGUUUUCCCAAUACAUGGAAGCAGUGGAUUAGGGGGGGUCAUGUGUACGUCGGUUAUCUCUAUCAUUGUCAAUGGGGAGUCUCAUGGGUUUUUCUCUAGUACAAAGGGUGUCCGAUAAGGCGAUCCCCUUUCUCCUGGCUUGUUUGUUUUGGUUAUGGAUGUGCUCUCUUUCAUGUUGAAUAAGCUAAAGGAGAAUGGGAAAAUUAGAGGUUUCUUCAUCUAUGAGAUGCAGUCUAGGGGAGAGGUCACCCAUCUCCUAUUCGCAGAUGACACGCUCGUUUUUUGUGAUGCUGCUCCGGAUCAGGUGCUGAGCCUUCUUGGUACUUUGGUGUGCUUUCAAGCGGUAACGGGCCUCAAUAUUAAUUUGGAUAAAUCAAUUAUGUAUACAAUCGGAGAGGUUCCUGAACCGAGUCUUUGCUGAAAUUUUCGGAUGCAAGUGGAGUCGAGAUGCAUCUAAGUAUCUUGGCUUCCCGUUGGGGGCACGGCCCAAUUCCAUUUCAGUUUGGGACUCGAUUGUAAACAGUGUACGACAUCGGCUUGAAGGUUGGAAGGGAAAGAUGCUGUCUUUUGGGGGCCGACUUACUCUUAAUAGCAGUUGCCUCAAUAGCCAGGUUGUGUACUACUGUUCUCUUUUCCUUGCUCCUAAGACAUGUGCAAGGCCUCUAAGAAGAAUGGGGGUAUUGGGGCGCUUGACUUUGAAUCUUUCAACCAAACCAUGUUAAGCAAAUGGAUGUGGAAGUUUGCUGAAGAAAGAGGAAGAUGGUGGAAAAACCUGAUUGAGAUUAAGUAUUUUGAUGGAUCUUCUAUAUGGCAUACUGGCCAAGGGUGGGAAGGAAUAGCUCGGUGUGGGUUAACAUUUUGAGGAUGUUCGAUGCUUUCUGGAAUCAUGUUUGUAUUAAUCCGGGUGGCGGUGCUUGUGUCUCAUUUUGGUAUGACUGCUGGAUCCCGAAGACCAUUCUUGCUGACUCUUUUUCGCGUAUCGCUGCUAUCUGCUUCCACCAAAAGAUCCUCACCAUCGAUAACCUCAAAAGAAGAUGUUGGGCGCUUGCUAAUCAGUGCAAACUUUGUCGGAGGGAAGAGGAAUCUGUUAACCAUCUUUUCGUGGACUGCGAUUUCACCAAGGAAGUUUGGAGCGGCAUCAAUUCAUUCAGUCGGGGUAUUCAGGCUCCGGUCAAUGGUAUCGUCUCCGCUAUUAGAAGUUGGCCGACGGAGGUUUCUGAUUGCAUUGAGGGGUGGAUUUCAUACUGUAGUCUCCAUGUUGUUUGCUGGACGGUCUGGAGAGAGAGGAACAACCGGAUCUUCAACCAAAGUCAGACCACCCGUGGAGCUUUAUCGAAGAAAAUCAUCAGGAGCAUUGUCGAGUGGGUGAUUGCCAAAGGAAAAGUUAGUAGGGAUCUCGGCUCCGCUUGACUGUCUGCUCAUAUGAAUGUUGAAGGCCUGGUUGCUCUGUUGGUGUUGUUAUAGUUCUGUGUUUUCAGGGUCGGAUGGGUGUUGUUGUUGGGCCUGAGGUUGUUUGGGGCUGGUUCUUGUCUUUCUUCUGGUUCCUUUCCAUUUUGAUUUGUUGUUCGCUGGCUUCACAGCUUUUAGUUGUUCCAUGUUUUUUGCUGCUUCGCUUGAACUGCCUUCCUCAGUCACUGCUGGUGACUGCCGGACUUGGGUCUGUUUCUCCUUUUUUGUACUUUCCUUCUCCUUUUUCAGUUUAAUGCAAUUUCACCAUUAUAAAAAAAAUUGAUUUUCAACAUGAUAUCAAAACAUGUACAAAUCACAAAAAUUACUAAUUUUUAAUAGAAUGUUAAAAUAAACUCCACUAUUAUGUUUCUUCCAACAACUCAAGUUAUUGACCUAUCAACUUAUUACAGCCAAACAACGACCUUUGGUGAUGAUUGAUUACCACCGAAGCGAUUUAAUAGGUGACCACUAAACUAAAAACAGCAACUUUUUGUACGUUGAAUCCAGCACAACCUCAGCAGCAACAACUCCAAUGUCGAUUUGUUUAACACAUCGAUAAUUGUUCUUCCUUUGGUGUGCGUCCACAAAUUUACAGUUUCUAUGUAAACACAGGCAGGCGGCCCAUCUCUGACGACCUGAAACAUGCCCACACUAGAUUAGAGGAUCGAUCGAUAUGGCCAAGUUACAAAUUAAAAUGUAUAGGCAGCAGCAAUAGUACUACUUCACAGUACUUGGGAAUGAUGCCUGAUCAAAAUGAAACGAAAGGGGACAAACUUGGGGUCGAAUUAAAAAAAUCAAGCUGAGUGACAGACUUGGAGAUUUCCCGAUAAUGUGACCCAGAAACUUCCAUUCUUGCUAUCAUUUUUUAUAAUCUGCAUAUUUGGGUGAAUCCAUGGAAAUGCAGAACAGAGAGGAGAAGGAACAAACAAAUCUCACAUGUAAAGAAAAUCCAUUUUCGGUCUGCUAGCUAGCUAGCUAGCUGCAGAAACAGAGCAAGUCAGAAGAAGAUAAACGGUGGACUUUGUUUGUCCACAGGGAUAUAUAAAUAUAUACAUUUGACCAAAUUAUUAAACUAUGUAUGAGAUAAAAGAGAUCGAUGAAAUUGUAUAGUAAUAUGUAGGCCUGCAGAUGAAUCGAGCGGCUCAAUGUUAAAUUCGAGAAAAAAUAGCUUGAUAAUUGCCUUGUUAAUAACGAGUUAACUUGAAGUUAAGUUUUUUUUUUCAACUUGUGAUGCUCGCAAGCCAAUUUGACUUGAUGGGUUAUUGACUCGGUGAAUUCAUAGUUCGAUAAAAAAAAUUGUGUUUUUGUUGCUAUUUGUAUCGUAAAUUUCUAACUUCGGAGAUUUCAAAUGUUUUAAAUUUAGAGAUAUCUAAUCUCUUAUAAUCAUAAAGAUUCUAAAUCUAA